Molecule: messenger RNA, 2166 nt
Organism: Cricetulus griseus (Chinese hamster)
Lineage: Eukaryota; Metazoa; Chordata; Mammalia; Rodentia; Cricetidae
Source: RefSeq, a predicted model, not a curated record
GGCGCCCGAGAGCCGAGGAGGCAGCUCCGGAGCGGAGUGGAGCGGGGCGGAGCCGAGCGGAGCGGAGCGGAGCGGGAUCCACCCCUGUUCUCUGGCGGGAAAACCCUGAGGAGAUUUUUAAGUGUUGUGAGUCUGAGGAUGGGGAGUCAGGACGACUAAAUCCCACUCUUCUGUGACACUGUAGCCGGAAAACUGUCGAAAUCUGUGCCAGGAUAAAUCCAUAGGAUAAGAAAAGAUGGCAUCUAAAGUAAAUACCAGUUACACUUUGAUACCCAACCAGAAAUGUAAACGUACUAACCAUCAAUCCAGCUAUUUUUGCAACACCCUUGAUUUGGAUCCUCAACUCUUAUCUACACUUGGAAACUUUAAAGUCUUACCAUUGGAAAUAUUCCACAUAAUUUUAAGAUAUUUGUCAGUGAAGGAUAUUGGCAUGUUAAGCAUGGUGUCCAAAACAGUCAGCCAGCACAUAAUUAAUUAUAUCUCAACAUCCUCUGGAAGCAGAAGACUUUUAAUACAGAACUUUCAUGACCUUGAUCUGUCUGGCACGAAAGAAGAGAGUCGCCUACUGGAGCACUACAGAGCUCUAGGUCUACUAUUUAAAAGAUGCACCUUGCUGCUUCCCACCAAGGACAGACUAAAGUACAUUCACAAGAUCCUCUCAGAGGUUUCCUGUUUUAAAUUCAGCAGCUGUUCAGCUCCUUUGCAAUGUUUAGGAUUACCAUGUUAUGGCAUGUUUUUACAGACCUUAACAGCGGGUUGGGAUGAACUCGAAUGCCAUCGUGUUUAUAACUUCUUAUGUGAGCUGACUAAUCUCUCCCGUAAGAUGCAGACUGUUGUCUGUAACAAACCAGGAAGUGCCAGAAAACUAGAGUUAAGGAUUAGACUGUUCUGUAGGAAUGUCCUACUUGAUCACUGGACACAACGAAGUGAUUCUGCAUUUUGGUUGACUAGAAUAUUAAAACCAUGGCCAAUGGUAAAUCAGGCAAGAUUGCUCUAUAUUAUCUUUGGACCAACAUCUCCUCAAGAUGGGCAGGUGAUUUGGCAGGAAAUGGUGGAGGGACCCACAGAUGAAUCCAGUCUGAAAGGUUUGGCUAAUGCCAUUAAGUUACUGUAUGACACAGGUACCAAAGAGUGGACAGCAGAUGAUGUUAUCAGUCUUGUAGAUGAAUUAUCAGUGGUUCCCCGGGAGUGGCUUCUGGAAAAUAAUGCACGCCUCCUAAUCCUGAGUGGGAACAACAUCUGCUUCACUUUUAUGGCUAGUAAAGCUGGAGAAGGAGGAGCCAUUGAGCUAGCGAGGCUCAUAGUCUUUUUGGCUUUGGUGUGUGAGAAAGAGCUGUACUGCAUGGACUGGACAGUUAGAAUGAUGCAAAAAGUCUGCAAGGUCUUCAGUGCUGCAGCAGAGAGAAAGAGCUUCCUGCAGAGCGUGGCAAAUGCUUUUGCCUGUGUCACCAUGGAAAUGCUGCAGCCUAUUAUGUCUGGAGAGCGAGAUGAUGAUGACAGAGGCUUCCUGAAUUUGUUCCAUCUUCUGCAUGCUCAGGCAAACUUCCAUAAGGAGGUGCUAUAUUUGACCAUGAAUGCCUCUUCUUCCUAAGUCAAGAAGCUUGUCACUUAAAGAAUAUGUCACCAGACUAGUGCUUAGGAGAGUGACGCUUUUUCACAUCCAGGGGUAGCAUCUGUUGGACUUUUGAUGAUCUAAUUAUCCAGAAACUCCAGCUGCACAGGAUUUAGCUGUAACUGCUUCACCUUGAUUAAUGUAAAAUAACUUGCAAACCCAAGAACGUGUUGCUACUUUUCUGGGAAACAGCUCUACCUCUCCAGGUCUUGGUAAACUCAACAUCAAACUAAAACAGAAUGUUAACUGUGCUAUAAUCUGCAGCCAACUCAACCUAUUUGUGUGGCUCUUUGAAGCAAGAGCUAAUUCUGCUUUACUAAGAACAGAUUCACUUUCGUUAACUAGUGAUUUCUGUUCACUUCGCUUAGGCUGAGCAAAUAUGGCCCAAAUGUUUUAUGAGGAUUUGUAAUACUGUGUUUUAGAAUGUAUUAUGCAUUAUGUAAGUCACAUUCUUUACCACCUUCGUAGCAUAUGAUUACAAAAUAAAUCUUAUAUUUCAUUUAUAUUUUGGAUGAACUAAGAAAAAAUCCAAAAUAAAUAUGUGUGGAUACAUA